CAUUUCUGGGAACAGCAAGGUGAUUGAUAUCAGACUGGGACCAAGAGAAAUACACACGAUAAAAAGUUUGAUGAAGCAAAGUCUAAAACUAGAAUAGAAUCAUGUUUUCAUUCAACAUGUUGCUGCUGGUGUUUGUAGUUCUUCUGGGGACAGUAGUGACGGUAAACAUCGAUAAACCUGAUGUGAAGAUGCAUAACACCGAUCUAGGCAAUAACACGAUGUUAACGUGCAGAGCCAAAGGCUUCAUCACAUCAGACAUCAUCCUGAACAUCAAGAAGAAUCACUGUGUUCUGACUAAAGAGGACGGGGUGAAUACUACAGGAGUUCACCCAGAUAAAGACACCUACUGGGGAGAAUUUCAAACCUACCGGAGAAGAGACCAUGUGAUCGUUCCUCAGUCUGAAGUGUCUCAUUACAGCUGUGAAGUCAGUCAUGAUCUAUCCAGGUUUCGUGUUGAGAAGGUUUGGGUUCCUGACUCUGUUGGAGGAGGACGGAUCAUUUCAUCUAAGUUCAUAGACACAACUCCUCCUGAGGUGAAGAUGUUAUCAGAGAACUAUGAAGAUGGGAACUACAUCAUUUUGGUGUGUUUGGUCUCAGGCUUCUACCCAAACAACAUCACUCUGAAUAUGAAGAGGAACGGCCAUAUUCUAACCAGAGUGGACGGAGUGAAGAGUUCAGGAGUUUGUUCAAACAAAGAAGACACCUUCCAGAUUACAGACUCUUUAACGAUUAAAAAUGCAGACAAGUCUAAUUACAGCUGUGAAGUCAUUCAUGAUGCAUCUCGUUCAGGAGUUGAGAUGUUUUGGAAUCAUCAGCUUCUUGCUUCUCCUUCUGACCCUGGUCCUGGCUCUGAUGGAGAUGCAGGUUCCAUCAUUGGUGUAGUGGCAUCAAUCCUGGUCCUGAUUCUAGUGAUCGUUUUGAGGAUCCGAGGCCUCUUUGGAUGUCUAAACAGAGCCCAACGGAUCUACACCCCAGCUCCUACAAUGGUGGUUGUAGUUGCUCGACCAGGCCAUGACUACAACCAUGAUGGUAGGAAUCUCCUGGAUGGAAAUGCCAUGGAAUGAGUCUCCAGAAAUACUUAAUCAGAAACAUCUAAUCCAUCCAUCCAUCAUCAGUAGCAGUAGACUCAGAUUAAGAGGAAUGUAAUGAAAACUAAAGUACUAAGGAAUGUUUCCUUCUUCUUUUUAGUUUUCCUCUUCCUCCUUUUUUUGUCUCUUAACUUCAGUUAUAUAUCAAAACAUGCGGUUUGAUCGGGAUGGGUGUGCUAUUGCUUUUCGGUGUGCUAUUGCUUUUCUCUACGGCAUACUUUCACCAAGAGGCUUCAUUUAAACUUUAAACUGUAGACACAAACCUUGUGUAUUGGUGUAUUAAUCCUCGUUUUGAAAAGUCUUAUAGUUUUUGGUCAAUCACUGUUCACUUACCAUAUUCAUUUUUGUAGAAAUUCUGACUUCAUAAUGGAUGUUGUCAAGGGAGUUGAGAUCUCGGUUAACCAACAGCCUAAAGCGCAGUACUGUGUGUGCAAUCAGGCCUUGAAUUGAUAGAUUUUUAAAGAAUGGUUUUUAUGAUUUUAAGUAAUUUUGAUUAAAUGUGUUUUCUCAGUGAAUGCAUAUCAUACACAGAAUGUAAGAUGAACAAUAGUGGGCAAAAAGGGGCAGUGAAAGGCCAGCAGGCCUAGGGACAGGUCAGGAAAAGUACAGAAAAUUAUCUAAUGUCCAAGUAUUCAUUAAUAAGUGAUGGUCAGACAUGAUUAUGUGUUAGAGAUAGGAUGUGUCUUAAAAAUAACAGUAUAAAAGAUGUAAUGCAGAAGUGUAUUACGGGAAUUUCAGCUCGGAAAUGGACUAUGCUGCAUGUGGACUGAGCCAACUCCUCUGCAGUGCUAUUUCGGCUUUAAAAGUUCUGUCUGCAUUCCCCCUGCCUAGCAGUCGAAGAUUGGAUUGUCGUUUGCAUUUUGGAUUUCCAAAAGGACAAAAACAUCGUUUGACAGGACCUCCCUAAUUUACCAGCUCGUACUGGGGCAGUAAAAGGACAGGAUUUGGGUGUGGUCGCAUUGGCCGUGUGGCUCACUCGACGCCUUUUUUUUAGGACAUUUUCUAUACCCCUACUCCAUCCAUCCAGCUCAUAAAUGAUUGUUUUUGAUCCAUAUUUUUAUCUUAUAUUCUGUAAAUGAUUAUGAUUGGUUUGACAACAGCUGAUUCAUUUUAAUUGAAUAUCUGAUUUAUGAUUAUUAUUACAACAAAUAUCUAAUUUUGGUUUUGACUGAUUUUUGAGCUGUCGCAUUGCUAAAGCUGAACCUGCAAAUAAAAUUUGACUCUAAAAGUCA
Mugil cephalus (flathead mullet) is the source of this 2320-nucleotide messenger RNA. RefSeq lists its product as uncharacterized. The record is from RefSeq and is a predicted model, not a curated record. Gene Ontology annotation, biological process: immune response. Lineage: Eukaryota; Metazoa; Chordata; Actinopteri; Mugiliformes; Mugilidae. The transcript has 8 exons. The coding region runs from base 102 to 1064 and encodes 320 amino acids. Gene Ontology annotation, cellular component: external side of plasma membrane.